Messenger RNA from Bombyx mori (domestic silkworm), 3310 nucleotides. Its product is annotated as N(G),N(G)-dimethylarginine dimethylaminohydrolase 1. Gene Ontology annotation, biological process: arginine metabolic process; positive regulation of nitric oxide biosynthetic process. NCBI's taxonomy places the organism in Eukaryota, Metazoa, Arthropoda, Insecta, Lepidoptera, Bombycidae. The transcript has 6 exons. The coding region runs from base 263 to 1126 and encodes 287 amino acids. Gene Ontology annotation, molecular function: amino acid binding; dimethylargininase activity. The record is from RefSeq and is a predicted model, not a curated record.
ACACCGUAGUUCCGAAAAUUGACAUUUAUGAUUUGGCUUUGGCAUUCCUAGGAUAAGUUAAUUGAAUGAAUAUCCUCAAUAUCCUGCGCUGGCGGGUUUUUGUAGUGUAAUUUGUACAAGUGCAGGGUGCACUCAAUAAAAUACAAUAAGGAUUAAGGUUAAGGAAGAGGAAAAUUGUGGAUCAUCCUGAAAAUAUUUAGAGAAGAGAUUAUCAGACAGUAAUACUACGUACGUGCGUGCAGUUAGUAUACUGUUACUAGAAAUGGAUUUUAAAAUGAAUGAAUAUACCCAUGCACUGGUUGGUAAAAUAACCACUGGGCUCCAAGGAUUCGGCAAGGAUGUGGAUCCCAAAGAUGUACGGCGCCAGCACGAUUGCUUCGUACGACUAUUGAAAGAACUGAAUAUAGAAGUGAUUGAAUUAAAUCUUGAAGGAACAAUCACAGAAAAUAUUUUCCUUGACGAUGUGGCAGUGAUUUGUCAUGGAAUAGCCUUGUUGCUUAAGCCGCGAAACGAAGCUGAGGCGCGUAAUUUUAAGAUUUUGAAAGAAGUGCUCAAGAAAGACCUGAGACAGAGUAUAGUGGAGCAAGAUGAAUCUGAUGCGGUCAUUUGUGGAUCAGAUGUCCUUUUCACUGGUCGAGAAUUUUUUGUGGGUAUUUGUAAAACUACCAAUGAGGCUGGAGCUAGUUUGCUGGCCGAAACAUUUCCGGAGUUUCCAUGUACUCCGAUAAAGAUGUCCAAAGGAGCUGAACAUCUCAAAAAGUAUAUAACCGUUGCCGGCGAUGACGUGCUUUGCGUGGGCGCGAGCCAGGAAGCAAAAGAGCUGCUGAAGAGAAUGGAACGGGAGGCUAAUUUUUCGUAUCAAACACUGUCAGUCCCAGAAGACGAGGCUGCAAACUGUCUUUACGUUAACGGAACGCUCGUGCACAGGGCCAUUGAGGAGAUCCCUGAAGCGUUCAAGGUGUUCUGUGAGAAAAUUGAUUUUGCUCGACGUUCUAUAUGCCUCUCGGAACUGGCCAAACUAAAAGCCGAUCUCAGUUCCUGCUCGUUAUUGCGCAUCAAGAACUCCGGCUACCACAAUCCCCGCAUUCUCGCAGAUAAAAGCACGUCAUUGACAGUCGUCCCAUAGCAAGCCAGCAUCGCAGCCUCAACAGGACCAUCGCAGCCGACUCACCGCGCUUCCUGGUCCUACGGCACGCAACUUCACUGCCUCAUCACGCCGCAACAGUUCAUCGCAGCCCACGACCGGAUCAUCAACGCUUGGGGUCACACAUCUCCGGCGUGGCAGCUCUGCACACAUGGACUACUGGCGACACGCACGCAGCAUUCAAGCUCAGUCUCGACUCACCGCAGACUUCGAGCAGCACUGGCAACAAUCACGCAGCAUUCAAGCUCAGUUUCGACUCACCGCAAACUUCGAGCAGCACUGGCACUUGCAAGCUAAUCUCAGCACGGACAACGAUAACUAAAUAUGACACGACCUCCAGUCUCGGAGGGGAGUGAUGUGGCGGGUAGCCAUCAUACAACGCAAGAUAAUUGACAGAUGCCUGAAUCUCGCUUACGACAUUUUCAAGAUAAAGCGCAUAUAUACAAGUUCCGAACAACAACAUUCGGACCGUCGGUCUACCGAGCAAAUAUCACCCGCUCGGUGGAAGAUCUUCCCUUUGUCGUAUAUCUCCAUAUUAUGUACUGAUUUUAUGUUUAACAAGCUUUCGAUUCCUAAAUGAUAAAUAAAAUAAUAUUCAAAAAGGAAGGACAGUAUUAUUACUUGUUUAGCAUAAUCACUAAUACAACGUACAUUUGUAAUUCAUACUGUCCUGUCUGUAUCAGUAAUAUACAAUACUAUUAAUAUUUAUUACAAUGUUUACAUUGUUGCUAGAUUGAUAAGUCGAUGUAUUUAAAGUACCUGUUUAAAAAAAUACUUUUUAUUUAAAUUCGUUGUGAAAAAAAUCGGAACGUAGUUCUUAAUACAUCACAUUCUUGUUGGCCAACAUGUGAUUUUCUUAGAGAGGUAAAUCAAAUAAUUUCUAAGUGGUACUGUUUUUAAUCGAAUGAAAAAUCGAUAUUAUUCGACUGUCAACGAGUUCACGACGAGAACGGUUAAAAGGCCAUUAGCAUAGUGACAACUACAAGAACGUCCAAAACAAAAUUGUUGGACUGCCAAGGCUGAAAUUCUGACAAGAUGUUUUUAAAAUGACGAAAAUUCCUUGGUCAUAUUGGCUAAAAACUCGCAUAGAUAAUUCUUGAUGCAAUUAAUGUCAUCAAACGAAUGACCUAGGGCGGAAAAAAUUGUAUGAAGAGAAUUCAGUUCAUAAUCGGAUUAACUAUGUUGUUUAUAGUAAUUGGGCACGUUUGGGCCGAAUUCCGUUAUAAGGUUGUAAUGAGGCAUUUUUAUAUGUGCGUAAAUCGAUUUUAUAAAUACAACACUUACGAAUUUCGAUAAACAGUAAAACCUCGUAAAAAUUACCUCGAAAAUAAUAAAGUAAUCGAAAAUUGUAAAACGAAUAGCAAAUCAAACUGUGAAAAUAUUUUGAAAACAUGUCUACUGGGUUAGUGAUGUUCUUAUUUAUAUCGAAUAUAAUAUGUUUUUAAAAGUGUGACUUCAACAAGAUGUCUUAAUUUAUAUUUUAGUCAGUAUUAAGGUCUGAUCAUUUUGUACACAGUUAAAACUUUGUAACCGUAAGCACAAUUUUCAAGUUGAUUAAUACAUUUAUAUUUUGUAUUUUAAUUAAUAUAAUACCUUUUUUCACUAUGACUAAUGAUAUAAUUCUACAAAAUAACGUUACGGUAUUGAGCAUACGGGGUAUCAAUUAAAAAAAAAAAAACACGACGUAAACGUCAAAUUAAGAGAUUGUCAAAAGGUCAGACCUAAAAAUAAACAAAUCAUUGUUUUUUUUUUAUAAAGGUUUCCUUGUUUAAUACAGCACGAAUAGCUCAAAGCUUCCUGUGUUUAUUAUCACGUUAUUUAUUAUCUUUGCACUUAUGCAUUCCCUUUAUCUAGUAUUAUUAAUGUACGAUUAUUUAUAUUUCAGUCGUAUUCCUUCAAAAUUGUUAUAGAUUAUUCGCGAUAAAUUAUUUAUAUUAUAUUUAUUUCUGAAUGUCUUUAUUGUAUAAUUAAUUAAAUAGCAUUUGAGUAGUUGCAAUAAAAUUAUAUACGGAAGGUAUAAUAUUGCAACGUUAUUGCAUUAUAACAUAAAUAAACGUGAAAAAAUCCUGUACCGAAAUAUAAUCUUCAAGGUGUGGAUUUCCUCCGAAUUUUGUACUCCAAAUGUAUGUUUGAAUCUGAAUUUAAUAAAUAUGUGUAUCUCCACUG